AUGCUGUUGACCAACUUGCUACAUAAUCUAAAAGUAAACGUAUGCUUCGUCUUGGUUGGUGUCGUGUUGAUCUUCAUCAUCUUCGACGUUAACAAGGGCAUCUUCGAAGUGCGUGUACUCAUCCAGCUCUUCUUCAUCCACGUUUUUAGCGUUGAAGAAGAUGUGAACAAGCUUUUCCAUUCGAUCGGGUGCCAGGCGGUUACGGAGCUUGGAAUGGAUGAAUCCACGAGUGAAAAGUUCUGUUCAGCUGCAGACGUGGAUCCGGCGCACCUAAACAAUUGUUUCGCUAUCUCUUGGAGUAGAUCAAACUUCUUCAAACUACACCAGAAGUCGUGGAUCGGAAGCUUGCGUCGACGAAAGCUUCCACUGCUGCGACGAGCUGUCUUUCAACUCAGCAACAUACCGGCGGAACAAUGCUUGGUGAAUGAGAACAUCGUCCGCGCUGGCUUCCCCGAACCAUAG
Messenger RNA from Phytophthora nicotianae INRA-310, 462 nucleotides. RefSeq lists its product as hypothetical. Bases 1 to 462 code for a protein of 153 amino acids. The record is from RefSeq and is a predicted model, not a curated record. Lineage: Eukaryota; Oomycota; Peronosporomycetes; Peronosporales; Peronosporaceae. The transcript has 2 exons.